Messenger RNA from Coccidioides immitis RS, 3786 nucleotides. RefSeq names its product protein disulfide-isomerase. Gene Ontology annotation, molecular function: protein disulfide isomerase activity. The transcript has 4 exons. The record is from RefSeq and is a predicted model, not a curated record. Bases 1217 to 3388 code for a protein of 723 amino acids. Lineage: Eukaryota; Fungi; Ascomycota; Eurotiomycetes; Onygenales; Onygenaceae. Gene Ontology annotation, cellular component: endoplasmic reticulum.
GCAUCUGGAGGAUUUUUUUGGCCAACAUUGGCAUUCACUUACACUCUGUGCUUGACCAUUUCGUCGACCAACCCUAACUCGGCUUGCGCGGUUUGAAUAACCUCCUCGAUUAGGCCACUGCCAAUUUGCUGCUCGAUUUCGGAGAUCCUGCUUGGAUUAGCCGCAUUCAUUACAUUCAGCGGGAAAGAACUUUAAAUCCAAACAUACUGCGCUGCUUCAAGAGCUGGUUCUGGUUCCCAUGACAAUUUAGGCUCCAAUUGCUUAUUUGCUUCUUCCUGGGCUUCCUUGACCCGGGCCUCCAUCUCUUGCUCGUUAAGAUAUGCGCCCUCCAAUUGAGGGUUGAACGGUUCUCCGGACCAGUCUUUCUCCUCCUUUGGCUUCUCCUUUUGUUCGUAUGCAGCGUAGGAGCCGUCUGGUCUUAAAGCAGUUUUAUAGGCCUCCGGAUUCUCCGCAACAGCCGCUUUAACUCUCUGAAGCCAAGAAUCGAAACCGGGGGGUUUCACCGACUGGACGAUGUUUAACCGGUGGCGUGUAAGCGCUUCUGUCGAUUGACGAUAUACGGACGAUUCAGGAAUAGUCUUGAGCUUGUCUAGAGUCGUUUGGUACAAGUAGAUGAGAGUUGGUCGGGGACUGGGGUGCGUGUUAAGGCCGGUGAGACCGGUGGGCGCGAACGGCUCUAGGUAUCUGCCCGGCUUAACAUUUGCCAGCAAUCUUAGUGUCGCCCUCAUGAUUGUAAUCUGGAUAAAACAGGCAGCCCUGGAUCAAAUCAAUGGCUCGCCGUGCUGCGGGUUUCAGGCCUCUCCGUCGUCGACGAUGACCGAUGUCUGUGUUGUGUAUUGGCCAGCGGAAGGCCGGUUACGUAAUCGAGGGCCACGAGUCUCGGAACAGGAUUAAUUCGGGAUCCGAGCCUAGAUCUCAGAAGCGAAACGUUGAUCGUUCAGUUCAAGGGGAAGCAGUCGAAAGCAAAACAACCUCCGUUCUAUCCACCGCGCGGCAGAACAGAGGGCUGUUUGGCGUUGCUUAGCAGGUCCUGUCUAUCCUCUCUUUUCCCACGUACGCGGUGCUCACGAAAGUCCGGAAUUCAUUGCGUAACUUGCGUUUCCGGUUCCCCGAACCCAAGUCCAGCUUUCCAACUUCUUCAAUCGGACGAACUUCACACUCAGAGCUGGAGUUUGAGCUGGCCUUGGCCUGGUGGGCCAUUGCAUCUUUCUUCAAUAUGAAGGCCAGCUUUUUGGCCUUCUCCCUCCUUGCGGCUGUCUUCCAGCCAGUGUUUGCUGCAUCACACGGCCAGGAGAAAAGAGCGGACGCCAAACUUGAGAAUGAUGCUUCAGAUAGAACGACAAUAUUUAACGAUGUGCGGGUACCGCCUAUGAAGGAAGUAAAUGCUGCCGGUUUCGAUGAGACUAUCAAGGAUGGAUAUUGGUUUGUCAAAUUCUACUCUCCUUACUGUCAUUUUUGCAAGGCUGUCAGGCCCGCAUGGCAGACUCUUUAUGAAUUUUACUAUACAUCGAAUCCAUUGAAAUCUUCAACUUCGAAACAAGUGCCUAAUCCCGAGUCCUCCCUUAAUUCCUUCCAGGGUUAUUACGACUUUCACUUUGCGGAGAUGGAUUGCGUUGUAAAUGGUGACAAGUGUCAGGAGUUGGAAGUCAAGGAAUGGCCGACUUUUGCACUGUAUCAUGAUGGCAAGCUGGUCGAGAAAUAUGAUGGUGGGAGGAAUAUGGAAGGCCUGAGCCGCUUUGUCGAAAAAUGGUUGGAAUCCAUUAAGCCUGGCUCGCGGCCUAGAGGUGAAAUGAAACUUCCGGAACCUGGUGCCAAGAUCGCUCCCGAGCAACCAAAGGACCAGGAGGGCGCUAUAAUUGGUGAACCCGACAUAAACGCUGGAAGCUCAACGCCUGCCGCUUCCCAGAAGUCAGAUGAUUCUGUAAAACCUGCUGCGCCUGCCCUCCCCGAGAGGAAACAACCUGCUCCCAACCCGCAGGGAAUGUCGGUUCCUUUAACAGCGGAGAGCUUCCAAAAACUUGUUACCACGACGAGAGACCCAUGGUUUGUGAAAUUCUAUGCUCCAUGGUGCGUUCAUUGCCAGGCCCUUGCCCCUGUCUGGAGCCAGAUGGCCAAGGAUUUGAAAGGCAAGCUUAAUAUAGGCGAGGUAAAUUGUGAGGUGGAGAAAAGACUCUGCAAAGAUGCCCGUGUCAAUGUCUAUCCGACGAUGUACUUCUUCCGGGGAGGCGAGCGCGUUGAGUAUGAAGGCCUUCGGGGUCUCGGUGACUUGGUGAAUUACGCGAGGAAAGCCGUUGACGUCGUCGGCUCGGGCGUCCAAUACGUGGACGCUACGGCGUUCAAAAAGAUGGAAGAAACUGAAGAAGUUAUUUUCUUAUAUUUCUUUGACCGCGCCACUACGUCCGAAGACUUUGCUGCGUUGGACCGUUUAACCCUUAGCCUCGUCGGGCGUGCCCGCCUUGUCAAGACCAACAGUACUAUCCUUGCCGAGAGAUUUAAAAUAUCAACAUGGCCCAGGCUCCUUGUGUCGAGAGAUGGUAGACCAAGUUACUACACUGCGCUUGCACCUAAGGAUAUGAGAGACUUCCGUCAGGUCCUCGCAUGGAUGCAGAAAGUGUGGCUACCAAUUGUCCCAGAAAUGACGGCAUCUAAUGCUAAAGAAAUCAUGGAACGAAAAUACGUCGUCCUCGGCAUUCUCAACAGACAGCGAUCCGAUGAAUUCAUACAAGAUAAACGGGAAUUGAAGAACGCAGCACUAGAAUGGAUGGAAAAGCAGACAAAACUAUUCCAACUGGAGCGUCAAGAACUUCGCGAUGCAAAAGAGCUACGGAUUGAAGAAGCUGAUGACCGAGAUGACCAGAGAGCUUUGAGAGCCGCUAAGAAUACACGCAUUACGAUCAAAGAAGACGAUAAGAAGCAAGUUGCUUUCGCCUGGGUUGAUGGUAUUUUCUGGGAUAGAUGGAUCAGAACGACAUAUGGCAUCGAUGUGCGGAAUGGAGAGCGUGUCAUUAUUAACGAUGAAGAGAACCGCCGAUACUGGGACACGACUCCUAACGGAGGCUUUAUCGUCCCCAGCCGGACCUCCAUUUUGGAAACCAUCACACACGUCGUUUCAAACCCGAGCAAACUCAAAUCCAAGUCCACCGUCGGUACCUUUGAGGGUCUUUUCUUUUCUAUCCGUACAUUUACCUUCGCUCAUCCAAUCAUCACCUUUUUAUUAUUCGUCGCUGUUCUUUUCGUCUCGUCCUUUAUUGCUAGAGGCAAACUUCGAAGAGGUAGAUCCGCAGGCGGCUUGUUAGGCAGUGUUGGCGGUAGCUCUGGAGGAUUCUUUCACCUUGACGGAAAAGAAGGCCUCCUUGGUGGAGGCAGUGGAGGUGGUAAAGUCGAUUGACAAACGUGAACUUCGACAUUUACCCAUUCUCCAUAUUAACCUUUUAUACUAUUAUACUUUCUGUGAUAAUAUUGCAAGGUUGAGCUUCUCCCUUUUUCGCUGUUAUAUUUACCUUGCGUGUAGUUUUUUCCAUUAAUCGGGGGUUUUUGAUGUUUUCAGUCAUAUUGUUUUGGAGAUGUAUACGAAAACAUUGAGAAGGCUGGAACAGGAGUAUAAUUGAUGGACCCUUCCUCGUUUUCGCCUUUCUAAUGCAUUUUUUUCAAUUUUCAGCUUUUUCUUCUGUCUGCCCUCCUAUUCCAGUUCCGCGUCUCUACAUCAACGAUUCUCCCUGUCUGGAUCAUCGUGUCUUUAUAGAUAGAGUUCCACCACAACUUAAUGAAUACUGGUCACUGCUUUUG